AUGUCGUCCGCCGUCGUCGCCCGCCCUCUCCUGAGGCAGAACCUCCGCUUCGCCGCCCGCCGCUUCCAGACCACCGACGCCGCCUCCGCACAGGCCAAGAAGGCCGCCGACGCCGCCAAGGAGACGGCCCAGAACGUCCAGUCCAAGGCCGCCCAGGGCCUGUCGCGCGUCACCUCCGCCGCCGGGCCCGCGCUCGCCGGCGCCGCCAGCGCCGCCAAGGGUGCCGCCAGCGCGCUCGGAAAGGUCGGCGGCCGCACGGGGAGAUUCGUCGGCUUCGUUGAGCGCCAGGUCCCCUUCGUCGUCUACUACAGCAGAGUCGGCCUCGAGCUGAGCAAGCUGGUCUUCCAGGGCCAGAAGAUGCAGCCACCUUCCCUGACCACCGUCCAGAGCUACUUUAACCGCGCGGUCAACGCCGUCAAGAACCCCCAGACCCUACUGCGGUCCGCCUCUAGCACCGCUGCCAGCGCCCCAUCCCCGGCCUCGGCCGUUCAGCAGGUCCGGAACCUCUCGAGGGCGCAGAUCGUCGGCGGUGGCGUGCUGCUUGCCGAGGUGCUAGGUUUCUUCACCGUGGGCGAGAUCAUCGGCCGCUGGAAGCUGAUUGGGUACCACGGAGAGACCGGCCACGGCCACCACUAG
Messenger RNA from Diaporthe citri, 636 nucleotides. RefSeq lists its product as uncharacterized. The transcript is spliced from 3 exons. NCBI's taxonomy places the organism in Eukaryota, Fungi, Ascomycota, Sordariomycetes, Diaporthales, Diaporthaceae. Gene Ontology annotation, biological process: proton motive force-driven ATP synthesis. The coding region runs from base 1 to 636 and encodes 211 amino acids. The record is from RefSeq and is a predicted model, not a curated record. Gene Ontology annotation, molecular function: proton transmembrane transporter activity.